AUGAAGAUCUCUAAAACGCUGCUACAGCAUGGUAGAAAAGUAAUUGAUAAGUACAACCUAUAUGUUCCCACGGAAGGUGUCUUCCCUAAGGGCUACAAAGUUGGCUCAAUUGCGUCCGGUGUUAAGAAGAAUGGUAACCUUGAUCUGGGUGUGUUAGUUAAUACUAAUACUUCGAGACCAUCUUCCGCAGCUGCUGUUUUUACAACUAAUAAAUUUAAAGCUGCUCCAGUGUUGACUUCUAAAAAGGUAUUGGAAAGUACUCAAGGCAAUGGUAUCAAUGCGAUUGUUGUCAAUUCGGGAUGUGCUAAUGCUGUCACUGGAGAAUUGGGUAUGCAAGACGCCCAAGAAAUGAUCGAUUUGGUUAACAGAAAGAUUGGAAAACCGAACAGUACACUGGUUAUGUCUACUGGUGUUAUUGGACAGAGACUGCAAAUGGAUAAAAUUUCUGCUGGGAUAAAAAACAUAUUUGAUAAUAAUGCUCUGGGAAAUGACUUCAAGUCGUGGCUAAACAUUGCUAAGUCCAUUAAUACUACAGAUACUUUUCCAAAACUAGUGUCAAGACAAUUUGAGCUUUUAAAUGGGCAAAAGUACACUUUAGUAGGUAUGGCUAAAGGUGCAGGUAUGAUUUGUCCCAACAUGGCCACUUUGCUUGGUUACUUUGUAACAGAUUUGCCUAUUGCAUCUUCGGCAUUACAGAAAAUCUUGCGUUUUGCUACCGACCGUUCUUUCAAUUGUAUUUCUGUUGAUGGAGAUAUGAGUACUAAUGAUACCAUUUGCAUGAUUGCUAAUGGUGCUGUGGAAACUGACGAAAUUACUGAAAGUUCUGAAGAAUACGAACAAGUGAAAUCUCAAGUUACUGAAUUCGCAAAGACAUUAGCUCAAUUGGUAGUAAGAGAUGGUGAGGGAUCUACUAAAUUUGUUACUGUGAAUGUUCAAAACUCAUUAACUUUUGAAGAUGCCAAGAUUAUUGCCGAAUCUAUAUCUAACUCCAUGCUAGUUAAGACGGCAUUGUAUGGACAGGACGCCAACUGGGGCAGAAUUUUGUGUGCCAUUGGUUAUGCUAAGCUAGACAACUUGAAAUCAUUGAAUACAGACUCAAUUUCAGUGUCUUUCAUUGCUACCGACAAUUCUGAACCAAGAGAGUUGAAGUUGGUGGAAAAUGGUGUUCCUCAAUUGGAUGUUGAUGAAGAAAGAGCUGCACAAAUCCUAGCUCUUGAUGACCUAGAAGUCCUGGUUGAUUUAAAGACCGGUAACGAAUCAGCUCAAUUUUGGACUUGUGAUCUAUCUCAUGAAUAUGUUACUAUAAAUGGUGACUAUAGAUCAUAG
Molecule: messenger RNA, 1326 nt
Organism: Nakaseomyces glabratus
Lineage: Eukaryota; Fungi; Ascomycota; Saccharomycetes; Saccharomycetales; Saccharomycetaceae
Gene: ARG7
Product: glutamate N-acetyltransferase
Biological process (GO): L-arginine biosynthetic process; L-ornithine biosynthetic process
Cellular component (GO): mitochondrial matrix
Molecular function (GO): L-glutamate N-acetyltransferase activity, acting on acetyl-CoA as donor; L-glutamate N-acetyltransferase activity, acting on acetyl-L-ornithine as donor
Source: RefSeq, a predicted model, not a curated record